Messenger RNA from Fusarium fujikuroi IMI 58289, 348 nucleotides. RefSeq lists its product as uncharacterized. The transcript has 2 exons. Lineage: Eukaryota; Fungi; Ascomycota; Sordariomycetes; Hypocreales; Nectriaceae. Bases 1 to 348 code for a protein of 115 amino acids. The record is from RefSeq and is a predicted model, not a curated record.
AUGGCAGCCGACUCGCUCCCAAGCUCAAGCUCAAACUCAAAGACACUGUCAUCCAAAAGCUGUCUCUGCUCAGGCUCUAGUCAUGGAGGAUCAUCACGCUCCAGCUCCUCCGCAUCAAAUCGCUGCUCCAGCUGUAGCUUCCGGCCCGGAUCUCCACUUCCGGGACGCACCGCAUCCGGAGACCGCGACAAGAACGCCUUCGGCCACUUUCAUCUCUCGGGCUCAACUACGGGUGUCGCCAAUGGGAACGACCCCCUUGCAGCCGAACUUGGUGCUGAAUGGGAAACUGGUCAAAAACUCGGCCAUCAAAUGGCCCAUGGUCUGCCCAACCUGUCGAAUUUGAACUGA